Molecule: messenger RNA, 669 nt
Organism: Knipowitschia caucasica
Lineage: Eukaryota; Metazoa; Chordata; Actinopteri; Gobiiformes; Gobiidae
Source: the annotation of a GenBank genome assembly
AUGUCCCUCACCCCUCCUCCCCCUCUGUAUGUUAUAAACACAGUGAUGUCCCUCACCCCUCCUCCCCCUCUGUAUGUUAUAAACACAGUGAUGUCCCUCACCCCUCCUCCCCCUCUGUAUGUUAUAAACACAGUGAUGUACCUCACCCCUCCUCCCCCUCUGUAUGUUAUAAACACAGUGAUGUCCCUCACCCCUCCUCCCCCUCUGUAUGUUAUAAACACAGUGAUGUCCCUCACCCCUCCUCCCCCUCUGUAUGUUAUAAACACAGUGAUGUACCUCACCCCUCCUCCCCCUCUGUAUGUUAUAAACACAGUGAUGUCCCUCACCCCUCCUCCCCCUCUGUAUGUUAUAAACACAGUGAUGUACCUCACCCCUCCUCCCCCUCUUUAUUGUUAUAAACACAGUGAUGUCCCUCACCCCUCCUCCCCCUCUGUAUGUUAUAAACACAGUGAUGUACCUCACCCCUCCUCCCCCUCUGUAUGUUAUAAACACAGUGAUGUCCCUCACCCCUCCUCCCCCUCUGUAUGUUAUAAACACAGUGAUGUCCCUCACCCCUCCUCACCCUCUGUAUGUUAUAAACACAGUGAUGUCCCUCACCCCUCCUCACCCUCUGUAUGUUAUAAACACAGUGAUGUCUCUCACCCCUCCUCACCCUCUUUAUUGUUAUAA